Molecule: messenger RNA, 2670 nt
Organism: Cololabis saira (Pacific saury)
Lineage: Eukaryota; Metazoa; Chordata; Actinopteri; Beloniformes; Belonidae
Gene: casp7
Product: caspase 7, apoptosis-related cysteine peptidase
Exons: 7
Coding region: 377-1303 (308 amino acids)
Biological process (GO): apoptotic process; proteolysis
Cellular component (GO): cytoplasm
Source: RefSeq, a predicted model, not a curated record
UGGAUCACCUGUUUGUUGUAAUAUGUCCGGACUACCUGUGAGCAUAUGUGCACGAGCGUGGAUUGUUGUGCAUUGUUCUGGUGCUUGAGUAUCCUGAUGACUAGGCUCUUCUGGAACAAGCCUGUAUUUUCAUUUUCUUUUUCCAAGCACCCAGCGGGCCAGUGUUGCCUCUGGAUGGAUCUUUUAAAGAAUGGAAAUAUGACAUGACCUGAGAAUCGGCACCGGUGGAAGUAUUUCUCUUGCUCAAUCUAUGCUGACGUGGUUUCGAUUUUUUUAUCCUUCUUUUUUUUUUUAUAUCUGCGCCAAGGAAAAAUGAUCUAGUCUCUUCUUUAACCCGGCCGUGGACUACCGCAUCCAAAAUUUGGCAGUGACAUUAAUGCCUUCUUUGAAAAUUAGAGAAAGAUUUCAAUUUGAGAAAUGUAAAAUGAGUCAAGGAUAUUCUCUAGACAACUCUUCACUUGCAAGAUGCUAUGAUAUAUGUAAGAAGAACAAGGAUGGCAAGACGCGGGAGCAGGACUACUCUUCUGAAACCCAUUACAGAGUUGUUUUACCAACAUUCCAGUAUAAGAUGAGCCACCAGCGAGUGGGGAAGUGCAUCAUCAUCAACAACAAAAACUUUGAUGAAAAAACAGGGAUGAAUGUACGCAAUGGAACGGACCGAGAUGCGGGCGAGCUGUCCAGAUGCUUCAGCGACCUGGGCUUCGACGUUGUGAUCUACAACGAUCAGACCUGUGAGAAGAUGAAGCGUCUUCUCAGGGAGGUCUCAGAGGAAGACCACAGUGACUGCUCGUGCUUCGCCUGCAUCCUCCUAAGCCACGGAGAGGAAGGUAUGAUCUACGGCACGGACGGAGCCAUGCCCAUAAAGACCAUGACCUCGCUGUUCAGAGGGGAUAUGUGCAAAAGCUUAGUCGGAAAACCCAAACUCUUCUUCAUCCAGGCUUGUCGGGGUUCUGAGUUUGAUGAUGGUAUUCAGACAGAUUCAGGUCCACCAAACGAGUCCCUGGAAACGGAUGCUAAUCCAAGACACAAGAUCCCUGUAGAAGCAGAUUUCCUUUUUGCCUACUCCACUGUGCCUGGUUAUUACUCGUGGAGGAACCCUGGCCGUGGAUCUUGGUUCGUCCAGGCGCUCUGCAACGUCCUCAACGAAUUCGGCAAGCAGCUGGAGAUAAUGCAGAUCCUGACACGUGUCAACUACAUGGUGGCCACUAGCUUUGAGUCUUGGUCUGAAGACCCGCGCUUCAGUGAGAAGAAGCAGAUUCCCUGCGUGGUCUCCAUGCUGACGAAAGAACUGUAUUUCAACUGACCGCCCACCUGGACUACACGACGCAGACUCCCCGACGGACCGACCACACCGACUUGACUAAACUGAUAACUCAUCAUUGCAUCCUGUCCAAGAUGUCCAAAAGUUCAGGGAUGAUUCAGGCCCAGCAGGACACGGCACAUUAGGAGCACAUUUUUGCACGUGUGGCUGGGCCCGAUAAUAAGCACUCUGUGAGAACAAAAAUUACACUAUCACUCCGCGUUCAUGUGUUGAUGUUAAAACAUCUUUAGGUUCCUUCUCCUCAGUAAGAUGGUGUCAGAUUUGUCUACAGGCGUUGUCAAAUAUACAUGUUACUCUACCAACUCACAAAAAUGGCUGACAGUUUUUAGUGAGCUGGCUGAAACAUCCGAAUAUGUGUCUCUCCAUUUUUCAGCAUUUGCAAAAGAUGCUGAGAGAAAUGUUUCCUCUUGGACCUCAGCAAGCAAACAGUAACAUAGUUGGUACUCGGAGUCGUUUCCCGAAACUGACUCCUGAGCAUAUUCAUUUCUUACUGUUAGACAACCGUUCACAGCUGGCACGCAGCCACAAAAGCUAUUGUGGGAACUUUAGCUCUCCUUUGAGUUUAGAAAACAUUUAAAAAAUGCUUCUCUGUUAAGCAUGAAAAUGGAUAUGACUUUCAUGGUCUCUGUCCAAAUAAAAAAAUAUCCCACAAAAGAACCUGUCACACAGCCAGAUGCAGGAAAGAAAUAGUUGGUUUUCUUAACAGAUAAUGAAAGGAGGAAAAGCCCCUGUAAACCUUCUCAGUGCAUCCUGGGUGAUGUUUUUCAUUAUCAGCUGUUUACUCAUGAGAACAACCCAAAGUGUUUUUUCAAAGACAGAAUCUGACAUUUCUCACUGUCUCACUUCAGUAUAGGAUGUUUUUGCAACCCAAAUUAAGACUCAAGUCAGUUUAUGGAAAUCUCAAUAAAGUAACAAACCCUGUGAUUGCUGUAGGAGAGUCUAGUGAACCUGAAAAAAAUAAGACAUCACACAACAUGUGCAAUGAAGGGUGAAGCAUCUGGGAAAUGGAUCAGAUCAUUUCCAGCUCUCCGUGUUUAAAAAAAAAAAAAAAAAAAAAUCAAGAGUCAGUUAUUAAGAUAGAGAGACCAAAAAAAAAAAAAAAAGACCACUUCUGAUUAGAAAAUUGUCUCAAUGCUCUUGCCAAAGGCUGGAGGUCUCAGCCUUCCUCGCAGGUUUACGUUGGUAGCAGCAUGCUGGCAUCCUCAGGUUCCUUAAACGUCCCAUCAAAUGGGUAAAUGUCAUGUUAAUUAUUCCAUCAUUUUGUGUGCUCUUUUGCUGUGUAGUGAUAAGUUCUAUGAGACUUUGGGUCAAGCACAUAGUAAAAAAAAGAAAAAAGAAACAAAAAAAAA